Molecule: messenger RNA, 1994 nt
Organism: Haplochromis burtoni (Burton's mouthbrooder)
Lineage: Eukaryota; Metazoa; Chordata; Actinopteri; Cichliformes; Cichlidae
Gene: hprt1l
Product: hypoxanthine phosphoribosyltransferase 1, like
Exons: 9
Coding region: 1047-1694 (215 amino acids)
Biological process (GO): IMP salvage; hypoxanthine metabolic process; GMP salvage
Molecular function (GO): hypoxanthine phosphoribosyltransferase activity; magnesium ion binding
Source: RefSeq, a predicted model, not a curated record
UUGGAGAAAAACAAAUGUGCAAGUGCUUACGCUGUGUGUGUUUGUGUAAACUGGUAGGGCAGUUUUAACUUGACAAAUUGCCAACUGUCAACUGAUAUAGCUGACUUGUUUUAAAGCGAUACUACAUAAAUACAGCAAAACUAAGCUUUAAUUUAAAUACUUAAGGCAAGAAAGCCAGGGGAAUAAUGUUCCCCUGUAGAGAAACUGUUAUUAAUAGAGCAUAAUGGGAAAAGAAAAUACUUUAGAUCUUUUAGAAAUUGCACACAAUUUGUUUUCACAUUUGAAGCUCAUCAAGCAGAUGAUGCAAAGCAAUGUCCUCAGCAAAGGUUCUGACUAGUCUGAAAGACACAGCUAGCACCUUAAUGAGUAAUAACCCAGUGAAUUGCCUGUUUCAGUAUAACUUUUUCACACUUAUUCUUUCAUACACAAGUUUUGCAUUAGUAAAGAAUAAAAACAUUUUAAUUACAACUGUGAUAAUCAUUUAACAUUUCUGAUUUUUUAAAUUUGAAUUAAGCUACAGGAAACAUUUCUAGCACAUAUUGUCAAAUUAAAAGCGGUUUAAUUAAUGUAUUGGGCUUGUCUGUGAAAUCAUUGCGGAGCACAGAUGCGUGAUAAACGCUCGCGCACAGCUCUUUGAUGAGGAGGAGCCGUCACCUGGCAUGUUUUGUUUUUUUUUUAAACUGCGUCAUCUGCAGCCUCUCCCCAGCGCUGGAAGUUUCUCGCUCUUUCACUUACCAAAAUAUACGAGUAGGAGUAACACCACCAUAGCGCGUUUAAGCCCUGGUUGUGUGGGACAAAUCAGAUUAUCGGAAAGACAAACUGGAUUCUGACGUAAAGGGCUUAAAACCCGGCGGAGGAGCGUCGCGUGUGCCGCUCCAGCUCACAAGCAGUCCGUAAAAAAAAAAGGAAAAGAGGAGAGCCGCUCGUGCAGCCUCCUGUCAUCAAACCUCCACACACCCCUCCUCUUCCCCGUCUCUCAGGACCUGAGCAUGACUGUUCAGAUUUUUCGCUGCGACUGAACGGAUCGGACGGCCGCCGGUGGUGUCAUGGCUUCCUAUCUGCAGAUAGCUGAUGAUGAGAAAGGCCACGACCUGGACCUUUUCUGUGUUCCCAGACAUUAUGAGAACGAUUUGGACAAGGUGAUUAUCCCACAUGGACUCAUCAUGGACAGGACAGAGCGCCUGGCCCGCGACAUCAUUCGAGACAUGGGGGGACACCACAUUGUAGCUCUGUGUGUGCUGAAAGGCGGCUACAAGUUUUUUGCAGACCUCCUCGACUACAUUAAAUCACUGAACCAGAACAGUGAUAAAUCAGUCCCGCUGACAGUGGAUUUCAUUAGGGUGAAGAGCUACUGCAAUGAUAAGUCAACUAACAAUGUUAAAGUCAUUGGAGGGGAUGAGCUGUCCAAUCUCGCAGGCAAGAAUGUUUUGAUUGUUGAGGAUAUUGUGGAGACAGGAAGGACGAUGGAAACACUACUUUCUCUACUGAGUGAAUGUAAUCCCAAGAUGGUUAAAGUUGUAAGUCUUCUGGUGAAGAGGACCCCAAGAAGUUCAGGAUAUAGACCAGACUACAUCGGUUUUGAGGUACCGGAUGCCUUUCUGGUUGGCUAUGCUUUGGAUUACAACGAGUACUUCAGAGAUCUCAGUCACAUCUGUAUACUGAAUGACCAAGCAAAGGAGAAGUACAAAGUGUGAGCAGAUGAAGUGCUGCAGAGGCCGAUGUCUGAAUCGCUGAAGACUUGGACCACUGUGACGAGCCUCGUUAGCUUUGCUGUGUUUUGAAACGUAUUUAUUUUUCUAUAUGCGAAUCCACAAAAAGUGACUUGUGGGUUGUAACUAACUUUAAGAACAUUUCUUUCCCCCCUUAUAAGUGGGAUUAAUUCUGUAUAUUAUCAAUAUUUUGGUUGUCAAUUUAUUGAAUUUAUGUUAAGACUUAAGGUGUAAAUAACAGUUUUGAAUAGAAGUGGAGAUAAAAAAAAAAAAUGUAAUUAAUUU